GGAAGCGAGGAGGACUGUUCCAUCAUACCUGUUUGGGAAAUAAUGGAGGACCGUAGCCAAGAAGGUCCGUGAUAUCAAAAUUCAUCUCGCUGCGCUCAUCGUUGUAAAUUUCUCACCGUGUCGCGUUAGCACUCUUGAAACGUACGUUUUCGACGUUCCUUCGGAAUUCUUUCUAAAUUCUAAUUCUCGCAUCAAGAAGCAGCUCGCAGAAUCAUGUCUGCUAUCUUCGAAGAGCAGAAUGCGCGAUGUCGCGCGUGACCUUGUCGGGAAUUAUUAAAUAGCCACUGUGUGGACGAAAUUGCGAAGUAAUGAUCAACGACACGCGGCCGAGGCUGGCGACCACCAUCGCGGGUUACAGUCAGGCGAAUCGCACGUGUAAUCGUCGGCAUAUGUCUGCACGUAACAACGGCAGUUUGUUACUUCGGAUCAUCCUGAUUUGUUACUGCGUCACGGCGAUAUGCGGUUCCAAGACCAGCAUGUUGUAUGGAACUAUUAAAGAUAUUCAGACGGUCCUACCGUCAAAACACUCACCUCACUAUCCGCAAAUAGGCUAUUGCGAUCUCGACACGGAUUGCGACUGGUCCUGGAAUGAUACCCAUGGUUUUAAGAAAGUCAAAGCGCAAGCCACUCAGUCAAGUACCUACCCGAUCACCGACGCCGAUAAUUCUUCAAACGGCCACUUUCUGUGGUUCAACCAGAUAGGAGACGUUCAAAUAUGGUCCAAAUGGAUUCCUCGUACGGGUCCGCGUUGCCGCCUCGAAUUUUCACUUUAUAUGGUGGAAAUGGAAAACGGAUUCAUAAACCUCGUUAUACAAACUAACAACAUGAGCUCCAUCGCAGUGACAAAAAGCGGAAAUAAUACCUCCAUGUGGAAGACAAUGAGUUUUUCAUUACGCGCGAUCGGUCAAUCCUAUAAAUUAAUUUUAGAGUUCUAUAUACCCUAUAUUAAUUCGAGCCUCGGUCUGGACAACCUUCGUUUCGUUAAUUGCUUUCCAGAAUCCACUGGAUAUUGUACUAAAGAUAUGUUUCGGUGUAGCAACGGUUCUUGCUUGAAUAAGACCCGCAUCUGCGAUUUCACGGAAGAUUGCGCCGAUGGCGAGGAUGAACUCGAGUGCGAUGAGAUUCCAAUGAACGCGAGGUGUAAUUUCGAAGAUGGUUGGUGCGGAUGGACAAACGUUCCUGGAAGACCUCUAAAUUGGACUCUUCAUAGAGGUCCCACGCCGACCGAAAGAACUGGACCCAGUUAUGAUCAUACUUAUCACAAUGAAACCGGAACGUACGCGUUUGUGAACAUGGCUUCUAAAUAUACGCAAAUCCUAUAUGGCAGUCGAGGCACCAUCACAAGUUCUCUGUACAAUCCGACUCCUCCUUACAGCAGCAACCCUAAAAGCCCUUAUUAUCGAUCAUGUCAAAUACGAUUUUUCUAUCAUAAAUAUGGUCCACAUGCCGCAUCUCUUGGGCUCUUUUUGGUCCUAGUAAAACCAUACGGUAAUCAUACCGAAAACUUGUGGUGGUCCUAUGGAACCGAUACCGAUAAUUGGCAUAAGGAAGCUAUUGCUCUACCUGAUAUAAAAUAUAGGUACCACUUGCAGUUUGAAGCAUCCAAAGGGUAUUCUGCAAAAAGUGAUAUAGCAAUUGACGAUAUUUCUCUGAGUCCAGAAUGUUUUGGCAUUGGAGUUCCGCAGGAAGUUGUAGGUGAUUUUAAUUAUUACAAACCCGUUAUCGAGUUCGAAAAGUUGCCACUGCAGCAUCCAGAUUUUGUAAAUGAGACAGUUAUCCGAAUUACAACUUGCGGGGCUUCUGGCAACACUGGUCCUACAGACAAAAAAUGUACUGAAAAAUAUAAUAAUACAAAUGUAGAAUUGUUCAUACCGCCAACGACACAGGAGGAGGAAAAAUCGGCCUUUAAUUUGCAUGGAGUCCAACGGUGGACUGCACCACGCGGUGAAUACUACACUUUAAUCGCUAUCGGAGCACGAGGAGGAAAGGGUUCAGGCGAUACUGGCAUCACGUUGGGUGCAAUUGUUCGCGGUGUCAUAGAACUCCAGAAGGGUGACCAGUUGUACUUCAUGGUUGGUCAAGAGGGAGUGGAUGCCUGUGCCAAAAGCCUUGGUUUAAAAACAACUACCUGUGAAUCGGAAAUCGUAGUACCACAGCAGACAGCAACGAAAGUGCGAGAAGUGAAAAAGCUCCAAUUUAAGAAUCCUGGUGGCGGCGGCGGUGGUGCUACUGCCAUUUUCACAUUGAAAGCAAACGGCGAUUUGGAGCCCAUCUUAAUUGCGGGUGGUGGUGGUGGUUUAGGAUUAAAUCCUUCUAUGGACAAUGGAUUACAGCAUGGACGCGGUUCCUUUCCCGUGGGUAGAUUUUCAUCUUUUCCGUCCAAUUUUACAGAUCGCAGGGGUGGAGCCGGUGCUAGUUGGAAUGGUACAUGGCCUAAUUUUCAACGGAAGGCUUGGGGAACGCCAUUAAUUUAUGGAGGUAAAGGAGGUAUCGGUUGUGAAUCCAAAGAUAUAAGUUAUGGUGAUGGAGGCUUUGGCGGAGGUGGGGGCGGUUGUCAAUCAGGUGGUGGUGGUGGAGGUUACAUUGGUGGAAAUCCUGGAAAGAAUGAUGGAAGUGGUGAGGGUGGUUAUUCAUACGCCAGUCCGAAGCUCACCAAUAUUUAUUUCAAAGCUGCAGCUCAUUCUGGCCAAGGCGAAGUCUUCGUUAUACCCGCGAUCAGCGGUUGCGGUUGCGAUUAUCGAUGUGUUGCGCUAGAUGAGUAUUUAAGCGAGACCAAGUGUCUGUGUCCUCAGGGUUGGUUGCUGAGUAACGACUCCAAAUCCUGCAUUAUGGCUGACGAUUCCAAGGAUAGUCAUCAAACGUGGUACAUAAUCCAACUUAUGAUUGUAAUCAUUUGCUUCCUCACUGUUACUGGAGUUUGUUUAAUAAUUUAUAAACGAUAUCGAAAACAAAAAGCGCUUACCCAUCGCCGCCAAGUGAUGUUUGGCAAUGGUACUGAAUUAGCUGCAUUGCGUCCAGGACAUCAGUCGGACACAAUAAUGACCGAAUACAACCCCAACUACGAGUUUGCUGGCAAUCUCUAUAGCUUGAAGGAUUUAUCGCAAAUACCUCGCGAUUGUAUUGAUUUAGUAAAACCUGUCGGCCAAGGCGCCUUUGGCGAAGUUUACCAGGGCGUUUACAAAUACAGAGGUGACGAACACCCUGUCGCCGUCAAAACGCUACCAUCUUUAUCCACGACGCAAGCCGAAGCUGAUUUCAUGAUGGAGGCAUUAAUAAUGAGCAAAUUUAAUCACCCGAAUAUAGUGCACUUUAUCGGCGUCUCUUUCGAUAAACAUCCGAGAUACAUCGUUCUCGAAUUAUUAGCUGGAGGUGAUCUUAAGAAUUUUCUACGUGAAGAACGGCCUCGAUCAGACCGACCUACAUCACUGACAAUGCUAGAUCUUGUUAUGUGCGGUUAUGAUGUCGCGAACGGCUGUAAAUAUAUGGAGGAAUCGCGUUUUAUACACCGAGAUAUUGCCGCUAGGAAUUGUUUGUUGACAACUAAAGCACCGGGACGUACCGUUAAAAUUGCAGACUUUGGCAUGGCCAGGGACAUUUAUCGAAGUGAUUAUUAUAAAAAAGGUGGCAAGGCGAUGCUACCUAUAAAGUGGAUGCCACCCGAAAGUUUCUUGGACGGCAUAUUCACUACAAAAACCGAUGUCUGGGCCUUUGGCGUGCUCCUGUGGGAAAUUAUGUCAUUUGGAUAUAUGCCCUACACCGGGUGUGCAAAUCGUGAAGUGAUGACGAUGGUACAGUACGGUGGUCGUCUUGAGAAACCCGCGGGAUGCCCAGAUCCUAUAUAUGGAAUCAUGACGCGGUGCUGGCUUCCGCAGCCUGACGACAGGCCAAGUUUCUCUACUAUUGCUGAAAGAAUCGGUUAUUGUUUGCAAGAUCCUGAUGUAACGAAUCAUCCCAUGCCUAAUUUCGACAUAUUACCAAUCUGCGAUCGUGAAAUAACGGUUAUGAGACCGGAUCCAGAAGCAGAAUGCAUUAAUAUGCGGUCUAAUUCGGAUGGUGGUUACAUACAACCGAGGGUCACCAAUCCGCGAUCCGUUGCAUAUCGUGUGAAUCAAGCUAUGGGUGGAAUCGCCUACGAUUCUGAAAAUGAAAAAUCGAUUGAGGAUUGCAAAUUGUACAGCGAGUCUUACACGAGAUCAACGGGAUGUCAACAAGGAAUCAAUUGCAACACCUAUAAUGACUCUGGUAUGGAUUUUGACCAAAUUUACAAUAGUGACAACGAUCACGAUGAAGAAGAUCUUGAUGACGAUGUGAUCGAAAAUUGUAAGGACAAAUAUAGGAUCGACCAAUUGGAUCACCAAGAAAGCAGGGCAAUACAUCGAACUAGUGUCAUCGAAAACCACGAUAACGUAGACAAUGGCAACAACCGUCCAGAGGAUGAAUGUCAUAUGACUGCCAACAUCGAUAGCGCAAUAACAGAUCGCAGAAACGGUAAUGAGAGCACAACGACUACCGACACCAAUUCCGACUCUCUGAUAGUGCAAUCCUCGGACACUCCGCCCGAUACAAUAACGAACUCAUCACCCAACACGCGCUCUUGUUCGCCAAGUCGUGUCAUCGGCCUCAACGCCAACGUUAGUAAUGUGAACGGUAUAGUGAAGAAGAACACCCUGAAGGCAACUCUGAGUCUGGACCCGAGCGCGCUCUGCAGAGGCACCAUCCCCUACGAGAAGAUCACAACGCGAACGCAACGCUCGAGUACGCCGGGCAGUAUGGAACUAAGGAAGGACUCCCUGGGUCACGAGCUGCCAAGGGAGGAAGAGUGUUCCUGCUGAGAUUUGUCCGAGGGGGGUUGACGAGGCUGCCCGGCCGCGUUCGGCUGCAACGUUGCUCGCCGAUUGCAGCUGCAACGAUCGGCCACAACGACUGCGAUUAUGAGGAACACGCAGCUCGUAGAACUCUCCUCGUCUCCGUGGACUCAGGACAACGAAUACUCGCGUCGUUACUAUUCCGAGGAAACUCUCUUGUGAAUUGGAAUCGGGGAAAACCGCGAAUUUCUCUUCACAGGCGACUUUUUUUGAUGCGCGCCGAAUACUGGUUUCCAUAAGAAAGACACGCGAUUAUCGUAAGUCGGAAGAAGAGAGAUUGUUACAAUGAAUGCAAAACAAGCGAGUUAUGUAUGUACAUACGGAGGAGACGAAAAAUACAAAAUACGUAAACAUGUAU
Molecule: messenger RNA, 5223 nt
Organism: Cyphomyrmex costatus
Lineage: Eukaryota; Metazoa; Arthropoda; Insecta; Hymenoptera; Formicidae
Gene: Alk
Product: Anaplastic lymphoma kinase
Exons: 25
Coding region: 309-4832 (1507 amino acids)
Biological process (GO): positive regulation of kinase activity; protein phosphorylation; cell surface receptor protein tyrosine kinase signaling pathway
Cellular component (GO): signaling receptor complex; plasma membrane
Molecular function (GO): transmembrane receptor protein tyrosine kinase activity; protein binding; ATP binding
Source: RefSeq, a predicted model, not a curated record